Molecule: messenger RNA, 327 nt
Organism: Penicillium samsonianum
Lineage: Eukaryota; Fungi; Ascomycota; Eurotiomycetes; Eurotiales; Aspergillaceae
Exons: 1
Coding region: 1-327 (108 amino acids)
Source: RefSeq, a predicted model, not a curated record
AUGACUUACACGGAUAAAAUUAAUUCGAUCGACCGUCUAUCAGGAAAGACAAAAGCUAUAUAUGCACUUCAGCGCCUUCGAAUGACACCGAAACUCUUACUUCACGGCCGGUUUCAUAAUCUUGCAUCGCUUUUGGAUAACCAAAGAGCCGUGCGAAAGAUAUACCAACGUCAUAUAGCUUCGACUAAGAAGCGUGAUAAAAUAUCCUCCAAUGCCCCAAAGAAGGAUUCAACUGAUUCAAUCGAAGCGUUCUUAGACGUGCUUGAGAAGGAGGCUGAGGAACUCUGCCUUAGCAUGAAGAAGCUCUGGGUUUCCGAGGAUGACUGA